Periophthalmus magnuspinnatus is the source of this 2631-nucleotide messenger RNA. RefSeq names its product F-box/LRR-repeat protein 12-like. NCBI's taxonomy places the organism in Eukaryota, Metazoa, Chordata, Actinopteri, Gobiiformes, Gobiidae. Gene Ontology annotation, molecular function: protein binding. The transcript has a single exon. Bases 20 to 1300 code for a protein of 426 amino acids. The record is from RefSeq and is a predicted model, not a curated record.
ACGUGUAAAAGUUGUAAAUAUGUUUACCCCGUACACGCGGCUCCCAGAUGAAGUGUGGGCUCUGGUGUUCGGGUUCUUAUCUCCCGUGGACCGGCUCAGAGCGCGCGCUACGUGCACGCUGUGGCGGAGGCUCGUGGACAGCAGCGGGCUGUGGCGGGACUGGACUGUGAAGCUGAGACCGGUCAAAGGCGCGUACAGAGCGCAUUUUUGGAGCACGCUGCGCCGCUGGAGAGUGACCUCCGCUCUGCUGACCGCCCUCAGGACCUGGGCGCACGUGGCCACGGAGCUGCCGCAGCUCAUCUCGCUGAUCAUAGCAGGUUAUUGCCAGGAGCGCGCGGACAGUUUACGGUGCUUCACGCGCCUGGAGCGUGUGUAUCUGCGGCAGUGCUCCCUGUGUGUGUCUCUGCACGGACUCCUCGCGCUCCUUCCACUGCAGCUCACGCACAUGCGCCUGUGUGAGUGCUCCUGUAAAAGCGCGUUCUUUGAUGAACCCGGUUUUCUUGCACUGUCAAAGUUCACGCGCCUUCAGUCUUUCACUUUCCACGGUAGGUGCACCAUUCCUCCGCAAUGUGUUUUGUACCGGAUCCUCUACCACUUGCCGCACCUGCAGCACCUGUCACUGUCCAUGCACCUGCCACCGUACAUGCACCUAGAGGACGCCACACUACGGAACAUUCCCCCACUGGAGCAGCGCGCACUCCGCAGUCUUGAGCUGGUGGACUGCUCAGUGUGGAGUUUAUCCACGGACAUGCUGAAGAUGGUUCCGUGUCUUCAGAGCCUGGCCCUGUUCUUCAGGAGUGAAGAGCCCGGGGGAUACUCCCUGCUCGCGGCAUGGCUCCGGGAGUUGCCCCUGCUGUCCUCUCUGCUGCUGGCCCACGGUCCACCCGUGGGGGCUAUUGCCGGGUCGAUCCCCUCCUCCGUGACCCGCCUCACGCUGCUCCCCUCGCGGAUCACCUCUGAGGAGAUGACCUCUCUUUCCACACAGCUCCCGAACCUGCGUCACCUCCACUUGGACCCACGCGCGCCUCUGGACUCGGACAAGGUGGCGCUGAUCCCGAGGCUCUUCCCCGGUCUCCGCAGCCUGCACCUCCGUCACGAGGGGCUCCGGGAGGAGGCCCUCAAGAACCUCGCGACGCUGGAGGAGCUGCGACUGUUGGAGACGCAGGACGCGGUACAUGCGCCUAACGCCCUCGUCUUCAAACUCCAAGAACUAACCAAGAAGCGAGUCCGGAUCUGCCAGAAACCCGAAACGGACCGACUGUGGUCCUGCGGCUGCGUGCACUACAUUCCCACGACUUAAUAUGCAUUUUUCAACAUGUGUCUGGGGAACUAGGCCUGAACUAAAACUAACUCUAAAUCAGUACCAAAGCAGGACUAAGAUCUAACCAAGAGGCAAAACCAAAGACCAAUGUCAAAUGUUGUUCAGGUUGAUUUAAAUCGCGACUGAAAUUUUAAAACUUGUUGCAGAGCAAGUUUUUUGAAAUUUCCUUUUGCAUAAUGUGCCUGUUUGAUCUUUUACACCUGUUUGACAUGCUGGUGUAUAAUCACCCUCCUCAGUGUGUUCAGCUGCUGCAGCUAUAGAUCGAGUAAGACCCCCCUCACUUCCAUAAAACGUUGUCUUUAUUUGCAGUAUUUCAAUCUCAGACCCAAAAACAUGAACUAAACCAGUGGACCACAGUGAGAUGUGGACCACAGAAUGAUGAGUCUGACAGCAGUUACAGAAAGAGGGGUUAUGAUUUUUCAAUAUAAAGUGAAUUGGAGCCCAUGCUCACUUCCUAUUUGGAAUUUGGCGGCUAGCAGGUUAGCCAUGUUUUUUAUAUUUACAGUCUAUAAAGAUAUAAAGAUAUAAACAGUCUGUUCUAUGUUUUGUACAAUCUAUGAUUCUAGUCUAAUCAAACACAUGAGAGAAGUCCUGAGGGGUUCCAGUGUGAAACUUUAUUGCACAAACAAUUUUCACAAAAAUAAAGAGAGAGAUCUAGGACUGAACCUGGUCAAUGGCAGGUCAACCCACAAUCAGGACCAGGAUUAGACCAGGACUAAACCAGGAACCAGAACUAGACCAGGUUAAGUCCAAGACCGAAGCAGGACUUUGACAGUGGCACUUUCAUAGUAAAAUAUGGUUUGUUUUGAAACCUGCCAAAGGAACCAGCUCUUUGGAAAUCGGUGUGACUCAAAAAUAAACAUUUGGCUGAAGCGAACAGAACGCAGUCCUGUCAGAAAACAUUUCACAAACGUAAACAUCAGAUUCUUAGACUAACACAAAACAGACCCAAAACCACAUGCACAGAGCUUAGCACGCUUCAGAUUCACUGCAUAGAAACAUUCACUUUUUAAAAAAACUUUUUGCACUUUUUAUGAAAAUUUGCACAAGUGCUUCUCAAUAUUAAAUACAGAUGCACGUUAUUACGGUCCAAGUACUAAACCACGUCUACACAAGGAUUUAACCAGGACUAACUGAGUUUGCUUCCGUGCACCAUCAUAAGUCCCGGCCUGUAGACUCAGUCCAAACACACACCUGGAUAUAACCUUUGUAUUUUUGCAUAAGUUUAUCGACAUCAGUAGCAUCACCAUUAUUACACAUUUCCCUCAAACACAGUACAUAUACAGAACAUGAUCUGAAAGGACCUAACC